Pelobates fuscus (common spadefoot toad) is the source of this 1577-nucleotide messenger RNA. It is a transcript of the gene GHITM, whose product is annotated as growth hormone inducible transmembrane protein. The transcript has 9 exons. Bases 111 to 1157 code for a protein of 348 amino acids. The record is from RefSeq and is a predicted model, not a curated record. Lineage: Eukaryota; Metazoa; Chordata; Amphibia; Anura; Pelobatidae. Gene Ontology annotation, cellular component: mitochondrial inner membrane.
CAGUUACAUCAGUGCGUGUGCUGCGUCAGUGUCGCAUUUGGGUCCUGAGCAGCGCAGAGAGCAGGGGGUGACAGCUGGAGUUCCUGGAUUAAUAGAAAUAUUGUGGCAAGAUGUUCGCGGCAAGACUGGUAUGUCUGAGGAGCCUCCCAACAGUGGCUUUUCGCUCAGCUUUGAUCCAGGGAUCACCCACUGUGAGAAAUGCUCCUCUCAAAACAAACCAGUGGUUUUUGCAACCUAACAAGGGCUAUGCGUCCAAAACCCGGUUUGGAUUACGAAAAGCCAAAUCUGCUCGUGAAGAAAUUAAAGAAGCCGCUUUUGAGCCAUCUAUGGGCACAGCUGCAAGAAUUGACAUAACUGGCAGACUCAUUGUAGCAGGCGGAGCUGUUGUUGGUCUUGGUGCUCUAUGCUAUUAUGGACUGGGAAUGUCCAAUGAAAUUGGUGCCAUUGAGAAAGCUGUCAUUUGGCCUCAGUAUGUAAAAGAUAGAAUCCGAUCAACCUACAUGUAUUUCGCCGGCAGCAUCAGUCUCACAGCUCUGUCUGCAGUAGCAGUCAGCAGGUCACCCGCUCUCAUGAACCUGAUGAUGAGAGGCUCCUGGCUGGCCAUUGGGGCUACAUUUGCAGCAAUGAUAGGAGCUGGCAUGCUGCUAAGAUCAAUAUCAUAUGAACAAAGUCCUGGAUCUAAGCAUCUUGCAUGGCUGUUGCAUGCAGGGGUGAUGGGAGCAGUGGUUGCACCAUUAACAUUGUUAGGGGGUCCUUUGCUAAUUAGAGCUGCCUGGUACACAGCUGGCAUUGUCGGAGGUCUAUCCACUGUAGCCAUGUGUGCCCCUAGUGAGAAAUUUUUGAACAUGGGGGGACCCCUGGGGGUUGGUCUUGGACUUGUUCUCGCCUCUUCCAUAGGAAGUGCAUUCCUUCCUCCGACCUCUGCAUUUGGAGCUGGUCUUUAUUCUGUUGCAAUAUAUGGGGGCUUAGUGCUUUUUGGAAUGUUCCUUCUGUAUGAUACACAGAAAGUCAUUAAACGGGCUGAGACACAUCCAAUGUAUGGAGUACAGAAAUUCGACCCAAUUAACUCAUGCCUGGGAAUUUACACAGACACUCUAAACAUCUUUAUUCGUGUGGCCAUGAUGCUGGCUGGAGGUGGAGGAGGCAAGAGGAAAUGAAUCAGUGCAGCACUCAUAACCUUAUAUUGAUUGCUCUCCCCAAGCACUUUACUCACCUACAGAACCAUAAAUACAUGCUAAUAUAAAUACCAUCAACCAGAUUAUGUUUAUAUUUGGCAAUAGAAAUAGAAGCAUGUUGAUUGAAUCUGUUCUAAAAGCCUUGACUUCUGAAUAAACACUCAACACUAUAAUUUAAGAUAGGAGCAAAGAAUGGCACGGAAGCAUUCAUCUUUUCAGUGGUAAUGAAUAGCACAGGGUGUAAGGAACAGAAGAAAAUCACUUUACAUUCUGAUGAAAUUACCUGGCAUGGAGAAAUUGUAGAUCUUCAAAAUUCUGAUCGCUAAAAAUAUGGUGCAGGGGUGGAAAGAUUUGUUUGCAAUUAUCUCUGUGCAACAAAUAAAGAGAUUUAUAACCUUGUCA